AUGACACAACAGUUAAUGGUCCCGCGAUCCACACCCGCUAGAACUGAGCUGCCACCGCUGUGUUGGCUCCACUCAGUGGCCUCUCUCUGAUGGGCAUUGAGCCCCGGGAGAAAACGAGCCUCGGCGCUGCAAUUGUGUUAUUAUUGACCGGCGGUGAAGAAGCGGGUCGAUAAGUAGAUCAGAUUUAUUGACUUUCCGGAUUUGCUACACAAAUGUCAGAGAAGCCACAGUCUUCGGGACUGCACAGCGCGCAUCUCAUUUAGACGAAAGGAGCGCCAGACUGCGUGGCUACAAGUGCGCAAUUUCAAGUAGAAGGGAAAGUAAACCAGCAGCAUGGACCUGGUGAAUAUUGCAGUGUCCUUUCACAUCCUUCUAUGUCCUGCAUGGGCCUUAUCUCAUCACUCCUAUAUGAGCAGCAUCCUCUCAGCCCGCUCAGCCUUCAGGUUCCUGAGUGAGCCGAUGAGGUUUGACCCCUGUUGUCUCAUGUCACCUCCUCCACCACCGCUCUUCCCUCCUCCGCCUCAGCUUUGGAAGAGGGGCAGCCCUGACAGCAUCAGCCUGUUGGAGCCAGGUGUUUCUGAAGGAGAGGUGCAGAAAAAACCAAAGCCUGUGAUACCAGGAUGUUCACCUGGACCUCCAGGACCUCCAGGUCCACGUGGCCCAGAGGGUCAUAGUGGAUUGCCCGGCAUAAGAGGACCAAAGGGAGAGAAGGGAGAAAUUGGACGUCCAGGGUUAAAGGGUCGGACUGGAGCUCCAGGCCUGCCAGGCAAACAAGGACUUCCAGGAUGGCCUGGCCCACAGGGACCCAAGGGUGAGAAGGGUGAUCCAGGACUCAUGGGCUUACCAGGACUGAGGGGACCACCUGGAACAAAGGGUUUGCGUGGUCACAAAGGAGAGAAGGGAACUCGUGGUGAUCCCGGCCCAGCAGGCCCAAAAGGCGAUAAGGGUUCCAUCGGUUUGCCUGGGAUGCUUGGACAGAAGGGUGAGAAAGGGCCAAAGGGAGAGUCAGGAGCUCCAGGGAAGAGAGGACCGACUGGACGUCCAGGGAAGAGAGGCAAACAGGGCAUGAAGGGCCAGACUGGGUCCGCUGGAGUCAUGGGCCCUCCUGGACCUCCAGGUCCUAACGGCCACCCUGGGCCACCUGGUCCUCCUGCCUCAGGUCUCUAUUUAGUAGGGGAAAAGGGGGAGAAGGGUCUUCCUGGUCCACCAGGACGCUGUAACUGUGACGUGGCUCUUGGACCAAAUAAUGCCCCUUUUGGAAGUUACACACAACGGCCGGGCACCAAUAAAGUCACAGCAAUAUUUGUGGUAAACAGUGAGGAAGAGAUGGGCCGUCUGCAACUAGACAAUGCAAUAGCAUUCAGGAAGGAUCAGAGGAUGCUCUAUUUUAAAGAUAAAGAUGGAUGGAAGCCUAUACAGCCCUUCCAGCCAUUUCAGUCCACUGAGAAAGUCCCAGACAGAGUUGGCGUGUGCGGGGAUGGAAAAGUGCAAGCCCAGCAUGGAGAGGAGUGUGAUGAUGGAAACCAGAUUGUCACCGAUUCUUGUCUCAACUGUAAGUGGGCCUACUGUGGAGAUGGCUACAGGCACGAAGGCAUAGAGGAGUGUGAUGGAAAGGACUUUGGUUACCAGACCUGCAAGUCUUAUCUUCCCGGGUCUUUUGGGCAUCUCAGAUGCACUGACUCGUGCCUCAUUGAUUCUACUGGCUGCAAGUACUUCACCUGAAUUCAGAGGUUUGAAAACAGCCUCAGCAGAUCUUCGCAAAUUCUCUUUAGGAUCAUUGUGAUCAAAGGGAUUGUACUUCAGAUUUCAACUGAAGUCUCACCACUUAAAAAAAAUAAUAACUUACAGACUGAGAAAGAGUAGUUAAGGGAAGCUCUUGUGCCUGUUCUGAGCCACGAAAGGUCAUGGGAGGUGUAAUCUUUAACAGACCUCAGAGAACGGCUCUUUGCUAGUGUCACUUCAUCGGCUGCAGCACUGUUAUGGACACUGGAACUGGGGGAAACAUUUUAAUGAUUUAAUGUUUGUGUCAUAGAAAAUAGUUGUGUAUGACUUGCUGACUGUUAAUGCAGAAAUAAGCUGUGCUAUAAAGCACUUUUUAAUAUGAAAAAGAGGCAGUGAUAUUAUAGAUAUAUGUACUGUAGUAUACAAAUCAGGGGUAUGUAAGUAUGUCUAUUCAUGUGCAAUAUAAUACAAAAAAUGCAGUAUAUUCGUGAAGUUCAAUGUUGUUAUAUUGCAUGUAAAAUUUUUAUUUAUUUAGUUAUUUAUUUUUAGUGCAUGACAUACUGCUUUAACCAUUGCUGUAAAUGUACAAGCCAAAGUGUGGCCUUUUACAAACGAAUGUUCAAAUGACUCAGAUGGAAGAGAUGGAAAAUUAAUGUCAUAUUUUUGCAACAAUGGCAAAAAAAAAAGAGUAAAAUUUUUGAUUAUUGCAGCAGCAUGUGGAUUAUACAUCAAAUGAAUCCAAAAAUGAAUUCAGUAAAUUGUAAUUAGAAGAUAAUCUGCCUGCAUGACUGUACACU
This is a messenger RNA of Archocentrus centrarchus (flier cichlid), 2519 nucleotides long. RefSeq names its product acetylcholinesterase collagenic tail peptide-like. Gene Ontology annotation, biological process: extracellular matrix organization. Lineage: Eukaryota; Metazoa; Chordata; Actinopteri; Cichliformes; Cichlidae. The record is from RefSeq and is a predicted model, not a curated record. Gene Ontology annotation, molecular function: extracellular matrix structural constituent conferring tensile strength. The transcript is spliced from 18 exons. Bases 334 to 1722 code for a protein of 462 amino acids.